Molecule: messenger RNA, 678 nt
Organism: Plasmodium yoelii
Lineage: Eukaryota; Apicomplexa; Aconoidasida; Haemosporida; Plasmodiidae
Product: E2F-associated phosphoprotein, putative
Exons: 4
Coding region: 1-678 (225 amino acids)
Biological process (GO): positive regulation of cell population proliferation
Cellular component (GO): nucleus
Source: RefSeq, a predicted model, not a curated record
AUGAAUAGAAAUAAGGCAAAUAAUAAUGUCAUUAAUCUUUUAAUUAAUGAAAUUAAAUUAAAUGAACAGUCAGAAAAUGCAACCAAUUUACCUAAUGAAAAGGGAAUAAAUAUUGCAAAGUCAUUUUUGAAUAUUAACGAUUCAGAAAACAACGAUUUGCAUACCAGCUCCAAAUCGAAAAAAAAAAAUAACGAACAAAAUGAAGAGCAUAUAAAUAGUGCAACAAAUGAGGAGGAUUUUGGUGAUGAUGUUAUUGGGGAUAAUGAAAAAGCAGCCUUAGAAUUUUAUGAUGACAAAAUUGAUAAUUAUGACGAAGAAUAUGUAAAUAAAAAAUAUAGAUUUUGCACACAAAGUGAAGAUUCAAGUUUAUGUUGUUGUGGCUGUUUUACACCUGUUUGUUAUCAAAGUCAACGCCAUGAAUAUUAUGUAAAUCAAUAUAGAAGUUUAUUUGCGGUAAAUGUGAAAAUUAAUAAAGAGACAAUAUUAUAUGAAAAUGAAAUUAACAUAACAAAAAGUGACAACAAAAUUCAACAAAAUGAAUGUCAAGAUAUCAAAAAACAAAAUAAAGAAAAAUCAGAAACAUAUAAUCCCGUUUUUUGCGUAAAUUGUAAUAAUCACAUUGCUUAUUUUGAAAUCGAAAAUUCGAUUUUUCAUUUUUUCGAUGUAUUGCCAGAUUAA